Messenger RNA from Pygocentrus nattereri (red-bellied piranha), 1854 nucleotides. RefSeq names its product B-cell receptor CD22-like. Lineage: Eukaryota; Metazoa; Chordata; Actinopteri; Characiformes; Serrasalmidae. Bases 82 to 1854 code for a protein of 590 amino acids. The record is from RefSeq and is a predicted model, not a curated record. The transcript is spliced from 11 exons.
UGAUGAAGACCCUUGUGUUCUCCGUACUCUGGAUUCAGGAGAGGGAAGUCAUUUAAUGAAGGCUGAACUGCUGAUCUCAGAAUGUCUCUUACUAUUUCUCUGCUGUUUCUGCUCUUCAUGUCUGGACUUGUCGCCCCACAAUGGUGGGGUGUGAGUUACAACCCGAAAUAUAUCUGUGCUCUCAAGGGGUCUACAGUGACCAUAGAGUGCACUUAUACAUAUCCAAGGGGUCAAUCUGUCAUAAAAGCUUUCUGGUCCAAAUACUGGAUUAGAGGUGCAGAGCCUCCUAAUUUGUUAGCUGAUCCAGAGUACAGAGGCAGAGUUCAGUACCUCGGAGAUAAGUACAGAUACUGCAGUCUCAGACUGAGUGAUGUGAGAGAAAAGGAUCGAAGUAAAUACUACUUCACAAUUAUAACACGGACGUCUGCAGGAAGGUAUCAAGGUGAAGGUGGAGUUGAUCUUUCAGUCACAGAUCUCCGGGUGGAGGUUCCUGAGAGAGUGAUGGAGAGAGAUAAAGUCACUCUCACAUGUAAAACCAGCUGCAGACUGACAGUCAGACCAACAUUCACCUGGUACAGAAAUGGACAUCGUUUAUCCUCUAGGACUGAACAACUCUGCCUGCAGCCGGUCAGCAGGGAGGAUGCAGGCAGGUAUCGCUGUGCUGUACUGGGUCAGAACCUUCACUCUCCUGAAGUCACUCUUAAUGUCAGAUAUGGUCCAAGUAGUGUCUCAGUGUCCAUCAGCCCCUCUGGUGAAAUAGUGGAAGGCAGGUCAGUGACUCUGACCUGCAGCAGUGAUGGAAACCCACCUGUGGAAUAUAACUGGUUUAAAGGAAUAUCAUUAGUAGGAAAAGAAAAGACUUACACAAUGAAGAAGAUCAGCUCUGUGGACAGUGGAGAAUACAAGUGCAGAUCCAGUAAUGAACAUGGAGAGAAGCUCUCUGAAGCUCUAACUCUGAAUGUUUUGUAUCUUCAAAAGAACGUUUCGGUGUCCAUCAGUCCCUCUGGUGAAAUAGUGGAGGGCAGUUCAGUGACUCUGACCUGCAACAGUGAUGCAAACCCACCUGUGCAGAACUACACCUGGUUUAAAGGACCAUCAUUAGUAGCAGAAGGAGAGACUUACACAAUGAAGGAGAUCAGCUCUGUGGACAGUGGAGAAUACAAGUGCAGAUCCAGUAAUAAACAUGGAGAGAAGCUCUCUGAAGCUCUAACUCUGAAUGUUUCGUAUGCUCCAAAAAGUAUCUCUGUGUCCAUCAGUCCCUCUGGUGAAAUAGUGGAGGGCAGUUCAGUGACUCUGACCUGCAGCAGUGAUGCAAACCCACCUGUGCAGAACUACACCUGGUUUGAAGAAGGUGGAAACUCACCUGUAGGAUUUGGACAAAAUUACAGUUUUACCAUUGACUCCAAAGGCAGCAAAUACUACUGUGUUGCUCAGAAUAAAUAUGGGACUCAGAAAUCAGCUGCAAAGACAACAACUCUUAUGUAUGGACCAAAGAGCGUCUCAGUGUCUAUCAGUCCCUCUGGUGAAAUAGUGGAGGGCAGUUCAGUGACUCUGACCUGCAGCAGUGAUGCAAACCCACCUGUGCAGAACUACACCUGGUUUAAAGAAGGUGGAAGCUCACCUGUAGGAUCUGGACACAAUUACAGGGCUCCACAGAGUGGAUCCUACUACUGUGAGGCUCAGAAUGAACACGGAUCUCAGAAAUCAGAUGCAGUGACUGUCACUGAAAAAGGGGUUAAGAGUGCUGACCUGUUUGCUGUUCUUGGGGUCCUUGCUGGAUGUGGAUGUUUAUUUGUCAUCGUUGCUGUUUUGUAUUUUAGAGAAACCCCAGGAAUGCUGAGAGCUCUGCAGUGA